AUGAUCUGUCACAGCUUAUCCACUGUACCUUCACAAAGUCAGUGUUUUGACAUUCUCCAGACUGGCAUCUGUAAAUAUCUGGUUGGUUUGGUUGUAAUACCUGAUAGCACAGCUGGAUCUGUUCUAUGUGCCAUAAAUAAGCUCUUGGAUCAAGCCUGCAUCAUCAGUGAAAAUCUGCACAAGUUCUUGGCCUCUUGUUGUUACAGUCUUCUGUACUUUCUGCUGACUAUAGACAAAGAGGAUGCAGAACAUCUACAGAAAAGGGAUAUGCUGUGGGGAUCAUGUAUUUCUGCAUUAGCACUCCUGCCACGAUUACUGAGGCUGAUGCUGCAGAGCCUGCAAGUGAGCAGGAUCUGUCGGGAAGAACUGCCUGUUGUUGCUCAGCUGCUUCGCUUGCUAAUGCAGCACGGUCAGCUCAGGAGCCAUAUGAUCACAAACGAGUUUCUGGUGCAGCAGAUUAUCAAGGACAUCAUGGUAUGA
This is a messenger RNA of Acanthisitta chloris (rifleman), 480 nucleotides long. Its product is annotated as testis-expressed sequence 10 protein homolog. NCBI's taxonomy places the organism in Eukaryota, Metazoa, Chordata, Aves, Passeriformes, Acanthisittidae. The record is from RefSeq and is a predicted model, not a curated record. The transcript has 3 exons. The annotation marks the transcript as partial.